CUUUCCCCUUCAUAGCUCCCACUCUCUCUCUCUCUCUCUCUCUCUCUCUCUCUCUGCUGUCAUUCAAGAAAGAGAAAACCUAAAAAAAUCUCAAAGAGAAAGAAAGAUAUAUAGCAACAAAGCAAAGCAAAGCUGUAUAUAUGUAUUGUAGUUAUACAUACAUGUAUGUAGUAGUCCUAGCUAAAGCUAUCUAGCUAAGCUUCCCACCCCCCCCCCCCACCCCCCACCGGUCAACCCAGAUCGAGAUCCUCCAUUGAAUUGAAGCUAAGAAGUUUUGUCUAUCAUGGAAGCUGAAAAUAAUGGCGGCCGCCUCAACUUUCCACUACAAUUGCUAGAGAAAACAGAAGAUAUGUCCACUGCCAUUAUUCCUGCUCCACAGGUAGUGAACCAAUUGCAGGAUUUGAGCAAGAAAGCUCCGGCGAAGAGGGCCUCCACGAAGGACCGGCACACGAAGGUGGACGGGCGGGGCCGCCGGAUACGCAUGCCGGCCACCGCCGCCGCUAGGGUUUUCCAGCUCACCAAGGAGCUGGGCCACAAGUCCGACGGCGAAACCAUCGAGUGGCUGCUCCAGCAAGCCGAGCCCUCCGUGAUCGCCGCCACCGGCACCGGCACCAUCCCCGCCAACUUCACCUCUCUCAACAUCUCCGUCCGGAGCUCCGGCUCCACCAUGUCCGCUUCCUCUCAUCUACGAAACAUCAACAGCUACUUCCAUGGCUACUCCCAGCUGCGCCUCAUGGAGGAGUCGCAGCGGCGGAUUAUGCUCGGCCUCUCGUCGGAAUAUUCCCCCGCCGCCGCCGCCGCCGCGUUGGCGUUGAAUUUCGGCUAUGGCAAUCACAGUAGCAGCGAUGAAGUGAACGUCGCCACCAUGUUACAAGCCAAGCAAGAGGCGGCCGCCGGGGAUCGCCACCACACGCCGGCGUUACACAACUACAUGUCCGGCCCCGGAAGCUACAUGCUGCAAUCGAGCUCCGGCUGCAUUCCGGCCAGCCAGGGACAAAUUCCGGCCACCACAACGUUGUACAGAAUGGGAAAUAAUCAUCCUAGUACUAGCGGCCACGACCCGUGUUUGUGGGCUAAUAAUGCCCAUGCCACCAAUCCUAAUAACGGCGGCGGACUGCAUUUGAUGAACUUCCCGACGCCGGUGGUGGCAGUUAGCAACGCCGGCGGCACGGUGGCGGAAGGCCAGCCCACCGGCAUGUUCGCCGCCACACUAAAUGGUUUUAGGUCAUCAAUGGAUGAUAGCCGGUAAGAUAGGAACCAAAAACUCCACAUUCCUUUCCUUUCUAAGUAAUUAAUAAUUAUAUAUAAUCAAAUCAAUCACAAAACAAUAUAAUAAUAAUAAUAAUAAUGUAUGGCUUGUUAAUUACUUGUUAGUUUGCUUAAAUUUCCUUUUAAUUUCAUAAUAUAUAAUAAUAUACAGUUAUUAGUGUUA
Molecule: messenger RNA, 1432 nt
Organism: Ipomoea nil (Japanese morning glory)
Lineage: Eukaryota; Viridiplantae; Streptophyta; Magnoliopsida; Solanales; Convolvulaceae
Product: transcription factor TCP15-like
Exons: 1
Coding region: 284-1249 (321 amino acids)
Cellular component (GO): nucleus
Molecular function (GO): DNA-binding transcription factor activity; sequence-specific DNA binding
Source: RefSeq, a predicted model, not a curated record